AUGUCUUCAUUGCUGCCUACACCGCUACCUUUUUGGCCAAAGAACACCCCGAAGCCCUCAAAUGACUCGUGGUUGCACUGGAGGAAGACAUUUGAGGAUUAUAUUGAACUACUCCCGAUUUUGUCACCCACGAUUGUACUAGACGUCCCAUCUAAGUUGAAACUCCUCCGGACGAAUCUCGGAGAGUUGGGACAACGAUAUUUCGAUGCCCUCAAUCUACAAAAGGCUACAGAUCUCCUAACAGCCUUCUCAAAACUCGAGUCAGCGUGGGGAGGAAAGGACAACGUCUUUCUCAGUCGCUAUCGGUUUUGUCAAAUGCGUCAAGAAUCCAAUCAAUGUGUCAGUGAUUUUAUUACUAAUCUGACUCUGGCCAUUCAGGACUGUGGGUAUAAACAGAUCAAGGCAGACCACUUCGAUCACGCAAUGCUCGUUCAGCAGUUGAUCGUCGGUCUACGCGAUGAAAAAGCUCGGGAAAAUCUCUUAUCAGAGAAGAAGGAUUUGUCAUGGGAGAAAGCCUGUGAUAUUGCCAGUCAUCAGGAGCGCGUGCGACAAAACCUUCAGCAGCUGAAUCAGUCAAACUAUGGAGUGAUAGCAUCCUUGGAAUCGGAAAUGGCUGUCUCCCUGGUCAACACUGCUGUGUCUUCACCUAGACAGCGACCAUCAGCUCCCUCAAAACAACUACCAUCAUGCUACCGUUGUGGCCAGCAUCAUAUCCGGUGGUCAGACUGUAGACACCAGAAGACGGUAUGCCAGUUUUGCAAGAAAGUCGGCCACAUCGAACGAGUGUGUUUCUCCAAAAGACGAGCGAAUAGUAACACGCAUGCGACCUACCCUAGUCCAGCUGGGGAUGGUGAGGCGAUACUCCAAAUGUUUCCGGCCAACGCUACUCUCCAAUCCCCCUACACCAUCACGCUUCCGGUUGAUCAUCAUCCCGUGAAGUUUGAAAUCGACACUGGCUCAGCUGUUACUCUCAUCAAUGAGACCUCUCUUCAGAAAGUACCCUCUCUCCUACCGGCCAGCUCAACAUUCCGUAGUUACACUGGACAGAACGUAGACGUUCGAGGGGUCUUUACAGCCGAAGUCGAACAUGAUGGAGAACUUCAUUACUUGCCGGUUCAUGUGGUGAGAGGAAGCCAGCAACCGAAUCUCCUUGGACGAAAUUGGAUUAAAUGUGUGCCUUCUGUGCUAUCCCAUGUACAUCGGAUUGGUGUAAAUCCGGCUUUAGAUUCAAUUUUGUUAAAUCAUAAGGAUCUAUUUCGUGACGAUUCAGCUACCCACUACCGCGGUCCACCUGUUAAGUUUCAGUUUCAGUCUGAUUUCCGGCCCCGGUUCUUCAAAGCUCGUACAGUCCCCUAUGCACUCGCACCGAAGGUCGAAGAAGAGCUGGAUCGCCUACAGAAAGCGGAUAUUAUUGAGCCCGUGCAAUAUUCGGAAUUGGCAGCCCCAAUAGUUCCUGUUCUUAAAACCGAUGGUUCUGUGCGUAUCUGUGGCGACUACAAGCUGACAAUCAACUCAGCAACUAAACUGAACCCUUAUCCUCUCCCGCGCAUCGAGGAUCUGUACGCAUCUCUCUCAGGUGGUCAUCAAUUUACAACUUUGGACCUAAAGCAUGCCUACAACCAAGUCUUCCUAGAUACUGAAUCCCGAGACGCCACCACCAUCAAUACGCAUCGGGGUUUAUUUCGAUAUAAAAGACUACCAUUUGGAGUAAGUUCGGCUCCCGGUUUAUUUCAAUGCUUGAUUGAUAAUCUCGUGAAGGAUAUACCUCACGUUUGCGCAUAUCUUGACGAUAUAUUAGUUACCGGCCCAUCUGAACAUAGUCAUCUAGAGACUCUAAACAUCGUGUUAGGACGUUUAGAGGACGCCGGUUUUAAACUCAGGAAAGAUAAGUGCACUUUCCUUGCCGACUCGGUAGAAUACCUGGGCUUCAGGGUGGAUAAAACUGGCCUCCAUCCACUCGAACAUAAGCUCAAAGCCUUGAAGACGGCGCCGCGCCCAAAAAAUACUAGUCAAUUGCGUUCAUUCCUGGGGUUAGUCACCCACUUUAGUCGCUUUAUGAAUCAAUCGGCUACAAUUCUCAAACCUCUUUAUCGACUACUUGAAAAGAAUUGUGGCUGGCACUGGUCGGAGGUCGAACAAAGUGCUUUCGAACAGGCAAAGGCGGCUCUUACCUCCUCAUCUGUCCUAGUUCACUAUGACCCCGAAAAGCCUAUCAUACUGAAAUGUGAUGCGUCUCCGUACAGCGUAGGUGCCGUUCUCAUGUAUCGAAUGCCUUCGGGUUCGGAGAUGCCGAUUGCUUUUGCAUCAAGAACCAUGUCACAGGCGGAAAGCAACUAUUCGCAACUAGACAAAGAGGCCUUAGCAAUAAUGUUUGGCCUACAUCGGUUCCACCUGUAUCUUUUUGGCCGACACUUUGAAAUUCACACUGAUCACAAACCCCUCUUAGGUUUGCUGGGAGAAAAACGAGGGAUACAACAGAGGUCCUCGCCAAGAAUGCAACGAUGGGCACUCACUUUAUCUGCUUACACGUAUGCAAUGAAAUACGUUACAGGUAGUGCAAACGUAGUGGCUGACGCCUUGAGUAGGCUUCCUAUCGUGGACGAUGGCAUUAACGGGGCACCUGUUUUUGAGACCGUGAAUCUUUUGCAGAAUCUAGUCAACGCGCCUGUAACCUGUCAACAAAUUCGACAGUGGACAUCGAGAGACCCUCUCCUAAGUCGGGUAAAAAGAGCCUUACAAUCUGGCUGGCCGUCCUCUACCUCCUCUGA
This is a messenger RNA of Spirometra erinaceieuropaei, 2768 nucleotides long. Lineage: Eukaryota; Metazoa; Platyhelminthes; Cestoda; Diphyllobothriidea; Diphyllobothriidae. The record is from the annotation of a GenBank genome assembly.